AUGCUUUCACUCUCCAUCAUCGCCCUCAUGGCCAGUGCCCUUGCCGGCACCGCAGCAGCCGCUCCAGCAGAGGCCAAGGCAGUGCCUGCCAAGGAGAUCACCGCUGGCAUCUCGUCCGCCCUUGCCACCAACGUCGAAUUCGAGGCUUGCAGGGCCAUCAACUUCAACGACUGCGGCAUCUUUCUUGCCGAGGAGUUUCAGUGCUACAACCUCGGCGGUACCAGCUGGGACAAGGUGCUCUCUUCCCUCCGAACACGGACCGCGGGCUUCUCGUGCUUCAUCUGGCGCACUACCACUUGUCAGGGUUCCCGGGGUGGACCGAUCAGGUCCGACAAUCCGCACGAGGACCUUCGCAUUUUUGGAUGGAACGAUGAUGUCAGUUCCUUCAUGUGUAUCCCCAGUUAG
This is a messenger RNA of Pyricularia pennisetigena, 405 nucleotides long. RefSeq lists its product as uncharacterized. The record is from RefSeq and is a predicted model, not a curated record. NCBI's taxonomy places the organism in Eukaryota, Fungi, Ascomycota, Sordariomycetes, Magnaporthales, Pyriculariaceae. The transcript is spliced from 3 exons. Bases 1 to 405 code for a protein of 134 amino acids.